AUGACCUCUGAAAUUCUUGGAGAAAGUAUUCCACCAAGUGAAAUUUCGCAUAAAAGUAUAGAAAGUGUUCUAGGAUUGGACGAGAUCUCCCCGGGUUCAAAGUAUCUACCAAAAUCGAAAUCUGAGGUUUCGAUUAAGCGAAAUACACCACAUUCUCAUUCUUCAAAUUCGAAGUCAAAUAAAUCAGAAGGCCACGAAGAUAUAUUUGCUCCGCAGAACCUGGCCAUGAUAAUAAUCAAAGCGAGGAACGGAAUGGACCGAUACGAAAGAAGAUACAAAAAUGAGUCAAGGAUAUUUGAUCUAACGAUAGCAAAAAUCGCAGAACUUGAUAAAAAUAGACCUUUUGGCAAUCCAUUGACCGAUCGUUUUGAACGAAGACACACAUAUCUUCGAAUUUCAAUAACAGAGCGAUGUAAUUUAAGAUGUACUUAUUGUAUGCCAACUGAUGGUGUUGACCUCACACCUUCCAACAAACUUCUAACUACCGAGGAAAUCAUACGAAUUGCAAAAAUAUUUGUCUCCCAAGGCGUUAAUAAGAUCAGGCUUACAGGCGGUGAACCUACUGUAAGAAGUGACAUUGUUGAAUUAGUUGGCGAAUUGGGGAGGUUAAAAUCACACGGUUUACAGACGAUCGCUAUGACUUCUAAUGGAAUAGCAUUGAAACGGAAAUUGUCCAAACUUGUUGAGAAUGGAUUGAAUCUGUUGAAUCUUAGUUUAGAUACUUUGGAUCCAUUCAAAUUUCAAUUGAUCACACGUAGAAAAGGCCUUGAAAGAGUUUUGGAAACAAUUGAUCAAGCUAUUGAAUUGGGCCUUAAACCUUUAAAAAUUAAUUCGGUGGUUAUAAGAGGAAUAAAUGAAAAUGAAGUAUUAGAUUUUAUAGAGUUGACGCGAAACAAACCUAUUUAUGUAAGGUUCAUUGAAUAUAUGCCAUUUAAUGCUAACAAAUGGAAUGAGAAAAAAUUUAUACCAUAUAAAGAGUUAUUGGAUAAUAUUAAAUCCAGAUAUCACACCAUUCGAAGGUUACCUGAUGAUUUAAAUGAUACUUCAAAGGCAUAUUGUAUACCUGGAUUUACUGGAAAAUUUGGAUUUAUUACUUCCAUGUCAGAUCAUUUUUGUGGAACAUGCAACCGAUUAAGAAUUACCGCAGAUGGCAACUUGAAGGUUUGUUUGUUUGGAAAUACAGAAGUAAACCUUCGGGAUUUAUUACGACAAAAUGUUUCUGAUCGAGAGCUAUUGGAAAUUGUUGAAGUGGCUGUUAAAAAUAAGAAAAAACAGCAUUCUGACGCAUUUGAAUUGGCUAGAACAAAAAACAGACCAAUGAUUCUAAUUGAGAUAUUAAAUAAGAUCGAUAAGCCAAGGACAAUUUAUUGUGGGUUAGAUCCAACAGCCAAAAGUUUACAUUUAGGAAAUUUAUUAACUUUAAUUGGAUUAUUACACUUUAACAUUUGUGGACAUCGCGGAGCAACAGGAUUAAUUGGAGAUCCGUCAGGUAGAAAAUCAGAAAGACAAACAUUACCAAUAUCAACAAUAAAAGAAAAUUUGGGAGGAAGUGAUCAAUGGGGAAAUAUUACAUCAGGGAUAGAUUUAAUUAAUAAAAAGAGAUCUGAGAAUAUUAAUAAUGUUGAUGUUUAUGUUGAUAAACAAUCAACUGCUUUUGGUUUAACAAUGCCUUUAUUAACAACUUCAUCUGGUGAAAAAUUUGGUAAAUCAGCUG
Messenger RNA from Entrophospora candida, 1714 nucleotides. Lineage: Eukaryota; Fungi; Glomeromycota; Glomeromycetes; Entrophosporales; Entrophosporaceae. The record is from the annotation of a GenBank genome assembly.